Molecule: messenger RNA, 924 nt
Organism: Penicillium cinerascens
Lineage: Eukaryota; Fungi; Ascomycota; Eurotiomycetes; Eurotiales; Aspergillaceae
Product: class I SAM-dependent methyltransferase
Exons: 8
Coding region: 1-924 (307 amino acids)
Molecular function (GO): methyltransferase activity
Source: RefSeq, a predicted model, not a curated record
AUGACGAGCCCAGAUUCGCAAACGGAGGAACUGGACCGAGAAUUUCUCGAUACCAUCACGGUCCAGGGCCGCGAAUAUCAGAAGUAUUCAAUCGACAACCGCAUAUAUUUCGGACCAAUCGACGAUGAGGAAGCCCAGCGUCUUGAUGAGCAGCAACGAGUGUUCCAACGGAUUUUCGACCACCGAUUGAUCUUUCCGCCCAUCCGGCGUCUGCGAAGAAUACUGGACUGUGGCCAUGGGUCUGCAUCCUGGGCUGUGGAAGUUGCCGAACAGCAUCCAGAUUGUCAAGUCAUUGGCGUAGACAUUGCCCCGCACAUGAGCCCAGACAAUGUGCCCGAGAAUCUGUGGCUUCAGGUUGAUGAUUUGAACCGGCCAUUCACGUUCCCUUCGAACCACUUCGACCUUGUCCACUCUCGACUCCUUGCGACCGGCAUCCACCGCAACCGAUGGCCAACCUACAUCAACGAUAUCGUCAGGGUAUUGAAACCAGGAGGAUGGGUUCAAAUGGUCGAAAUAUACUUCAACGUACAGUCUGACAACGGCUCGCUUACCGACCAGCAUGCUCUGAGGAGAUGGAGCACCCAGUACAUGCAGGCACUGGAAGACAAGAAGGACUUGCGAGUCGCGUCAAAGCUGCGGAGCCAUUUCCAGAGUUCGGGGUUGGUGGAGAUCGACAGCAAGAUGAUUCAGCUCCCUUUGUCGGCAUGGUCAACCGAUCCGAGAAUGCGAGCCAUCGGGCAGUCCAACAGUGACAACAUCCAAGAACUCCUUCGAUCCUUGGCGCUGUACCCUCUCACACAACGGGUGCACAUGUCGGCGCAGAACUUCGAUUCGUUGGUGGAACAAGCGCGGGAGGAGGCAAGGAAUCAUUCCUUCAAAGCAUAUUUUCCAUUAUACGUUUGCAUUGGCCGAAAGCCCUCAUGA